AAUUUAUAGAAAGUACUGUUUAUAGAUAUAUAAACUAAUUAUAUUGAACUGUUGUGCUUCAAAGACGAUGAGAGACAAUUUUUUUUCGGAAUGGGCCAUUUCGUCGUGAGUUUGACUGCAAGAAAAUACAUUGCAAACGUAGUUACAUUGGUUGUAUUCAUGGGAUGUGUACUUUACUAUAUAUACGGAACCAAUUGCGGAAUAAACAGAACUAAGAUAUAUUACAAAAGUCGGCAUACACCAAAGGUUGAUUAUAUUGACAAAAACAAGUUUAAUUUUGGGAAUGAUAGGUUAAAAAAAAUUUCAUCAAGACGUGGAAAAUUAUUUGUUGACAAUCGGAAGUUUAACCAUCAGAAUUAUGAUCAUAAAAUUGAAGAUAUCAAUAUAAACAAAAAGAUGGUUAAUGAUAUUAAGCAAACAAAAAUAGAUUUUCCUAAAAGGACAUUCAAAGAAAAAACUACAUCAACCGCUACAACUAGUACUACCACGACAACUACCAUCCACACUUCCACGACAACUACUAUUAGGAGCACCACUGUAUCUCACAACAGCAAAUCUAAGCAUCCCGUGAAAGAUGUAUGGAGUGAUGAUUGGCCUCGGGUGAAUAUUUAUAAUUGUGCUCAUAUGGAAUUUAUGAAUCGUGGAAUAAAUUCCCACCAGCGCUUCAAAACCUGGCCAUAUCCCAGAACAGGAGUUGUGAGUUUCCCGGGCAGUGGUAAUACUUGGACACGACAUUUAAUUCAACAAGCAAGUGGUUUGUGGACAGGAAGUGUUUAUUCUGACCGCAGUUUAUUUGCUGGAGGAUUCCUAGCAGAACUUGACGAGUGUGAUGAUAACUCGACGGUGGCAGUUAAGGCUCAUUUUCCGAGACUUGAUGCUUCAUCGUAUUGUAAGUUUGAACGUGUGAUUUUGGUGAUUCGAGAUCCGUACCGUGCUGUACUGUCAGAAUUCAAUUGGAGAUCGACAAGUCGGCACACUGGAGUGGCAGAUCCAAGAUUAUUCAAAUCUAAACUUUGGAAAGAGCAUGUCGUUGCACGGACUGAAAAAUGGAUGGCAACAACGAAAGGUUGGAUUGAAAGAUAUGCCGAUAAAAAUGCUGUAUUCAAGAAGGAUGAAAACCCGUAUACAGCACCACCUGAUGCGCACAAAAAGUUGUUGCUUGUAUCAUAUGAACGAAUGAAAAGGAACGAAACCAAAGAGAUGGCCAGAAUGAUGAAAUUUCUUGGCUUGCCAUUGUACAGAAAACAAUGCGUGGAGGAAGAGGCGGAUGGUAAUUUUCAUCGAAAGACCAAACAAUCCGAAUCAAUUAGUUGCUUGUAUGAACGGCAGAACCUAAAUCAUGAAGUAGAAAAACGAAUACACAUCUUAUUGAAAUUUUCACAAAAGCUUGGAAUAGGAAACAUUGCUGCGGAAUUUGAAGGACCUAGUGGAAAAGUUGGAUCAGAUAAAUGUGCCUAUCUGACAAGCGACCAAUAAAUGAUCAUAAUUGUUUUAUAACAUCUGCUUUUAUUAUAGAAUUAGCGUCAGAGUAACCUUAUUGUGAAAAACAACGUAUACCUCAUUUUGAUUUUCAUUUUUUUUUCUAUUUGCUGAAAGUGAACCUAUCUAUAUAUAUAUAUAUCGUAUUUAUUGAACACGUUAGUGGACAUAACGAUCGUUUUGCAUUAUUGUUGUUCUUGUUCUUAUCUG
Messenger RNA from Styela clava, 1689 nucleotides. RefSeq lists its product as uncharacterized. Gene Ontology annotation, molecular function: sulfotransferase activity. Lineage: Eukaryota; Metazoa; Chordata; Ascidiacea; Stolidobranchia; Styelidae. The record is from RefSeq and is a predicted model, not a curated record.